AUGGCCGACAUGGAGAAGAAAGACCUAGAAGGCCUUGACCAGGACCUUCAGAAUGUGCCUGUAAUGGCCCAUGAUGAUGUCUUUGGAGAAAUUACAGAGGGUGGUCCCAACUAUCGCAACGUAGGCUGGGCUGGCACAGUGGUUCUCAUGAUGAAGAGUCAGAUUGGUCUGGGUGUACUAUCCAUUCCUAGCGCUUUCGACACAUUAGGCCUCGUCCCUGGAGUGAUAUGUUUGCUCGCAGUUGCUGUCAUCACAACCUGGUCCGACUAUAUGGUCGGUGUUUUCAAACUGAAGCACCGUGAAGUCUACAGUAUCGACGAUGCUGGUGGUCUGAUGUUCGGUCCAAUUGGCCGUGAAGUCUUUGGCUUUGUAUUCUGUCUAUAUUGGAUCUUCGUCGCCGGUUCUGGAAUGCUCGGUCUUUCAAUCGCCCUCAAUUCAGUCUCGACUCAUGCCACCUGUACUGCCGUCUUUGUCGCUAUCUCAGCUAUUGCCGGAAUUGGAUUCGCCAGUAUCCGCACACUCGGCCGUAUUAGUUGGCUCGCUUGGGUUGGUCUCAUUGCCAUCAUCACAGCAAUCAUGAUCGUGACUAUCGCCGUCGGCGUCCAGGACCGUCCAGCUUCCGCCCCCCAAGUAGGACACUGGCAAUCCGACUACAAAAUCGUUGCCAACCCUACAUUUGCCGAAGCCGUUUCCGCCAUUUCCUCUAUGAUCUUUGCCUACGCCGGUACACCCGCCUUUUUCUCCGUCGUCUCCGAGAUGCGUGAGCCGCGCUACUAUACUCGCUCCAUGAUCAUCUGCCAGAGCGCCGUGACAGCCGUCUACAUCACCAUCGGUGUUGUAGUAUACUACUACUGCGGUUCAUAUGUCGCCUCACCCGCUCUUGGCUCCGCAGGUGCCACGAUGAAGAAGGUCAGCUACGGAUUUGCCAUUCCCGGUCUCUUGGUUUCGACGAUGCUUUUCAUUCAUCUCCCCGGGAAGUACAUCUUCGUCCGCGCCCUCCGUGGCUCAAAGCACCUCACUUCCAACGGCAUCGUCCACUGGAGCGCCUGGAUCGGGUGCGUAACCGGUGUCGGAUUGAUCUCUUACAUAAUUGCCAGCGCCAUCCCCGUCUUCGACAGCCUUGUUUCCCUGAUUGGUGCUUUGCUUGGUACAUUCAUGUGUUUCCAGCCUAUGGGAUGCAUGUGGCUGUAUGAUAACUGGGGCAAGGGGAAGACCGAGAGAUCGCCCAGGUGGACUGCUAUGGUCUGCUGGAGUGGUUUUGUUAUUAUUAUCGGUACAUUUAUGAUGGUUGCCGGUACUUAUGGCUCGGUUGUUAGCAUUAUUGACAGCUAUAAUGCUUCCGGGGGGUCGAGUGCUUGGUCUUGUGCCGAUAACUCGAAUUCUACUUAG
Penicillium antarcticum is the source of this 1389-nucleotide messenger RNA. RefSeq lists its product as uncharacterized. NCBI's taxonomy places the organism in Eukaryota, Fungi, Ascomycota, Eurotiomycetes, Eurotiales, Aspergillaceae. Gene Ontology annotation, cellular component: vacuolar membrane. The record is from RefSeq and is a predicted model, not a curated record. Gene Ontology annotation, biological process: amino acid transmembrane transport. The coding region runs from base 1 to 1389 and encodes 462 amino acids. Gene Ontology annotation, molecular function: amino acid transmembrane transporter activity. The transcript is spliced from 5 exons.